ACUGUUGACAACUGUUAUUAGGGGCAUAAUAUCUCAUAAAAUCUUAAAUUAAAUUCAUCUCUCUUUUAGAUCUAGGUGUGCUUUGUUUGUUUUGUUUCUUCGCAUUUCUCUCGUUUUGUUGAGCUUUCCGACGUUUCGCCGGAGACUGUGUAAAAAAUCCUGAUCCCCUUUCAAGACUAUAAUUUAAUUUAAUUUUGAAACCUUGGUGCAGCUCAGAGAAAAGACGUCAUCUCUAUGAAUUAUGAGAAGAAUAGAUAAACUUAAACAUACCUACGGUUUUAGACAUUUAAAUGUGGGUAACAAACAGAGAAUAUUCUGUAGGACCCGUACAACCUGAUUAUGCACAUUUAAAUGUCUAAAACCGUGGGUAGAUUUAAGUUUAUCUAUUCUUCUCAUAAUUCACAGAGAUGACGUUUUUUCUCUGAGCUGCACCAAAAUUUCUCAGAACAAAGUUUCAGGUAAUUUUUCUAGGAAACUCAUCAUCUUCGUUACUUUCAACGGCUUCACAAAUUAUGAAAACUCAGAUUCUUCCUUGUAAAUUUUAAUUUAAUUGAUAAACAAAAAUAAAUUUAAUUUUAAUUUAGUUUCGCUCUGUUUUUUUAAACAACGCCGUUCGGAGAUUCUGUUUUCAUUAAGUACUCAUGAAUCUUUAAUCCACAUGAAAAGAAUCUUUAUCAAUUCAAAGAGAAAGAUAAAAUCUUUUUUUUGUCAAAGUUAUGUAUACCAAAAAAAAGUUUAUACCAAAAAAAGGUUUAGUUAUGUAGAUUAUAGUUUAAAAAAAAUAUAUAUAUACCAAAAAAAAGUUAUUACUAUUAUUUUUAUUUUUAGUAAUAACUGGUUCUAAAAAAUAAUAAAUUUUAGAAAAACCAGGUAUACGACUGUAAAAUUAUUACUAUUGUUUUUUUUCCUUCUCUUAUUUAUUUUUUCAUAGUUACCACAUAUACAAUUAAAAAACUUACAGACAAUCCAGCAAUAUUUUUUUACAGAUACAACCUAACAAAUCAUUAAUUCUAUAUAAUAAAUGUUAAAAAGGUGUUUGUCUAUAAAUGAUCAAGUUAUAAAGAAACUAUUGAAAUAUUUUCAAUAGAUUAUUGCGACGAUAUGUGUAAGAUGCGUGAGAAUCGGCCAGUGUAAAGAAAGACAAAGUAAAACAUUGUGGCCCCUUUAAUAAACCCAGAAUAUUUAUUUCACUGUGUCUAACACGAGCGAAAAAGAUGCUGGAUUUGUGUGCGAACAAGUGUCAAUGCCACGUCAAAUUAAUCCAAUCGUGGCCGUUGAAAAGAUAAAUAAUUUUUUUAAUAAAAAAGAAUAUUCAGUGGGACCCAUUAUACCUGAUUCUCGGCGCCAGUAAGGAGAUGUUAUAUAACAUAGGCUAAAACCAUAGGGUUUAUGAUUAUCUAUUAUUCCACAUAUAGUUUUAACUCCUAAAGUGCAAAGGAGAUGAUGGCCUCUUGAAUGACUUCUUCUUCUUUUUCUCCCUGAGCUCUAGUUUUCUCUGAGAAAAUUUUAGGUAUUUUUCUUGGAAACUCACCUUCUGCACGAAUUUUACUGGAACUCAGCUUCUUCCUUAUUAAUUUUAUUUUUAUAUUGCUCUGUUUCGUUCAGAUACUUUCCUUAUGUACUAAUGAAUCUUUAAUCCACAUGAAAGAAUCUUUAUUAAGUCAAAAGAGAACGAUAUAAUUUUUUUUUUGUCAGGAAUCUUCAAAGAUAUGGAAGAACCACGUCAACCAGAAUCUCUAUCCAGCUGCCGUAACGUUUCAGACGUCGCAUACUAUGUGAGGAACAGGAUCGAACUCUGUAUUCAAAACUACAUGAGUUUGGAAGUAACCGCCAAGUAUCUUGAGAAGAAUCACCGGAUUAGUAAAAGUGUUACCCACAUUGUUUGGGAGCAGCUUCGAGAAGAGAAUCCACUCUUCUUCAGCCACUUCGAGAUGAGAUGCAAGACGGCUUUUCAGAUGAGGAUGUUCAAUGAUAUGCUGCCUAAGCAAGCUGUUCGAAUGUUCGAGAAUGGGCUUAUUGAUAUCUGUGAUGCUUCACCUUCUGUUAAGGCUUUGCUUCGUCGAGAAGACCCUGAGAGAGUUCAUCGUAUGGAGACAUUAGCUUCCAAGAGGAAGCUGAGUUCUGCAAGCUUAGCAAUGCCUUAUGCAAAUUGUCCAUCAGUUGCACAGACGCAGAUUCUUUCUAAUCAGCAAGAACAAGUGCUUAAUCCUGCAAGCUUGGCAAUGCCUAAUCCAAGUGGUCCAUCAGCUGCUCAGCGGCAGAUUCCUGAUGAACAGCUAUAUAAACACCUUUAUGCUUCAAAGUUAGCAUUGUCUGAUGCAAAUGGUAUAUCAGUGCCACAGUUGCCUAUUCCUUAUGAUCAGCAAGAUCAGCACCUUUAUACUACAAACUUACCAUUGCCAUAUGCAAAUGGUCAAUCAGAGACACAGUUGCCUAUUCCUAAUAAUCAGCAAGAGCAACACCUUUAUGCUACAAGCUUACCAUUACCAGUUGCAAAUGGUCCAUCAAUGACGCAGCUGCCUAUGCCUAGUAAUCAGGAAAAUCAACCCUAUCAGGAUCCAAGCUCUGCAUAUAAUGGUAACUCUCUUGGAGAUCCAGCCGUUGAACCAGCAGAUACUGAAAAUUGGAUGCUACUUUUUGAUCCUAAAUGUAAAGAAGAAACUCAAACCUUACUCUCUGUCUCUCUCAUUGUAUUAACUAACCCUUCUACUUAUUAUGAACUAAUGUCCUAUUCUUUUUCUGAUAUAGUUGCCGACCUUGGAGAUCUACCACCAUUGCCACCAGAAGAUACUAAUCCAUGGCCUUCUUCAUCUGAUGAUCUUCUCUAUAUUGAUCCUAUGCCAGAAGACUUUUCUGCGUUUGAGCUUGGAGGCGAUAUAUUAGAAGGAAUGCAUCCCAGUGAACUGGAACAACACCUAACCGGAGGACAAUACCAACCCCAUUGGCAGCAGCAAACAAUGCAAAGUGGAGGAAGAAGCAACAACAACGGGCUGGUGAAUGGAGAAAGCAAUGGCGAACACCAAUGGGUUGAUCACCAACAAGCAGGAGGUGUACAACGUCACUACCCUGAUGAAUCUGAAGCUUUGAACAAUCCAGAUACUGGCUAUAUUGGACAUAACGGGUUUAGUGACACAUAUAUCAACUCAGAAGCACAACUAGUAACGCAGCCCAGUGAACAGCCACAAAACCAAAACGGACAUUAUCAGCCGCAACCAAACGUCCCAGUAGAAACGCUGGUGAAUGGUGAAAGCAGUGACCACCAGUUCUGUAAUAACUUUGACAAGAACCAUUCAAAGCGAAUGUUGUGUACAAGCGUUGUUGAUAAACAACAAGAAGCAGGAAGAGUCAAACGUCAUCAACCUGAAUCUGAAGCCUUGAACAAUCCUAAUAAUGGUGAUGGGACACAAACAAACCAGCAAAUAUCUCCAGAGGCAAGAGCAACGUCAAGGUCCCUGAAAGAGUGGGAGCAACAUGAGAGGGAACAGUAGUGUUCUUCUUCUUGUUUUGUCAAUUGAUUACUCUCCAUUAGAUUUAGAUGAGCUUUCUUCUUCUUUUUCUUUCUGUAAGUUUAAGACCCACAAGACUUUUAGGAGAUUUAUUGAUAAACUGUUUCUAAACUAAUGCAAAGAUUGGAUCUUUCGAGACACUAAGUAACUAAAACUGAAAGCAACUCAGAAACGUUAAGAAUCUCUAAGAGAAGCAGUAGAGAACGAACCUCAAUGCAGCCGCCAAGCACAAGCACGAGAUUACGUUACGUAUGCAUCUGAUAAGCACAAGCUCUCUAUGAAGAGAAGACUUUAUCAAUAAGAAUAGUUGUGUUUUGUCCCACAUCGGGAAAUGAAACUAUUCUUUGUAGUAUAUAUUAAAGAAAGUAACACUCUAAGCACGUCGAGUUCAGUAACGCGGGCUUGUGAUCCAUGUGGAGACUAUAGGGUGAUGGGACGCUUGAUCGAUCUUAUUGGGCCGGGUUCGGGUUGAGCUUUAUUCUGGCCUGCCCAUACCAAGUUGGGAGUUGAGGCAUGGUUCCUGAGCGAAGGCUCGGGUGCUGUGUCUCUUAGAGUGGGGGAGACUGCGUGAGGCUGGUUUCACAGAACAGCGUUUCACCUCCCACUCUCAACGGUGGAAGGAUAACGGGCCAUUGCCUUCCGAGCCCACUAUGACCCAAUAAGCCGAUUCCGAUUGGACCAUCAUUUUUU
Brassica rapa (field mustard) is the source of this 4196-nucleotide messenger RNA. RefSeq lists its product as uncharacterized. Lineage: Eukaryota; Viridiplantae; Streptophyta; Magnoliopsida; Brassicales; Brassicaceae. The record is from RefSeq and is a predicted model, not a curated record.